Carica papaya (papaya) is the source of this 3774-nucleotide messenger RNA. RefSeq names its product LA RNA-binding protein (gene LARP1A). Gene Ontology annotation, molecular function: RNA cap binding. The record is from RefSeq and is a predicted model, not a curated record. Lineage: Eukaryota; Viridiplantae; Streptophyta; Magnoliopsida; Brassicales; Caricaceae. Gene Ontology annotation, biological process: mRNA stabilization.
UUAUAUCCACGCCCGGGAAUAAAACAAAAUUACUAUCUCCACGCCAGGGCAUGGCAAUAACGAGCUUAUUCGUAUAGGAGUGGAAAUAGUAAAAAGGAUAUCAAAAGCCCUACUCUCCAUCUUCCCUAACUCUCUCUCUCUCUCUCUCUCUCUCUCUCUUCUCUCCUCUUUCUCUCUCAUACAUAAAGGAGACAACAACACAAACACACACUCCCCCGCGCUUCUUGUUCGUGCUGCAGCAGCUGCGCCUUUUCAACAGUUUCGUUCACUGUUGGCGUCUGGAACUGUCAAUUUUUUCUCACGAAACAAACAAACGCUUUCUUGUUCUUGUUGUUUUCUAAUCUGCGGUGCUCACUGAAUGAGUCGGCAAUCCAUGGCCUAAGCCUUUUGUUGUGAUCUUGUAGUUAUAAUUUUAUUAAUAAUUUCUCUGAUUUCUUCGUUAAUUACGGGUAUCGGUAACUAGGUCGGGAUUCCUGAUCAUUCACUGCAUUGGUGAAAUUCAUAAAAGAAGGGAUUGCAACUCGUUUUUUUUUUGUAGUUUACUGGUAAUUUAGCAGGGUUUUUCUGCAUUUGGAGAGAUCUGCGGGAGUAUGGUGAUGGCGGAGAAUGAGAUAGGGGAUGAUCAGAGGGAGUUGAGUGGGCGUAAGUCCCCAUGGAAAACUCCCAUGCUAGAUGGGAAAAGCACUGACGCUCCGCUAAUGGGCGGAGAGGCUUGGCCUGCGUUGGCUGACGCGCAACAACGACCUAGAAAUCCCCCCGGUGUUGAUGGGGUUGCUCAGAAUCCGGCUUCAGAUCCGCCAAUCGUUCAGGAAGUGGUUGGACAGCAGAAGUCACAUGGGGCUGGAAACACCAAUUCUUCACAUAAACAUCCGCCAACACGUCAUCAAAAACCAGGCUCUAAACGCAACCCAAAUGCUGUACCCCAUUUUCCAGUACCCUUACCUUAUCAUCAACCACCAUUACCACCUGUAUUUCAUGCCAUGGUACCUCCACCACAAAUUGCGGUUACUGGAUAUGCUUACCCAUCUUUCCCUGGGCCCUUUCCGAAUGUUGAAGCUCCAUUAGUAAAGCCUGGAAGUGAGAAACAGGUGCAAUCACUUGUUCGCCCAGUUCAGCUAGGUCCUCGAGGAGAUCCCAAUGCAUAUGCCGUCAAUUUUCUAAUAAAGGCUAAUGUACAAGAACCCGGUGGCCAAUUUAAUCAUCCUUGGCAUCAUCAGCGGGCCUUUGGCCAUAGAGACGCUAUUAACAUGCAACAGGGUAUUGGACCAAGGCUUUACGUAAGGCCGCCUUUUUUGGGUCCAGCUCCAGGGUUCAUGGUUGGUCCAAGCUUUCCUGGACCUGUUUGCUUUAUGCCUGUUCCACCUCCAGGUGCUAUUAGGGGACCACACCCUCCACGUUUUGUUCCAUAUCAAAUAAAUGUAGGAGCUCCAGUGGUCGGCCCAGAAACACUAGCUUUGAAAGCUAAUAUAGUUAAACAGAUUGAGUAUUAUUUCAGUGAUGAAAAUCUUCAGAAUGAUCAUUAUCUGAUUUCCUUGAUGGACAACCAAGGAUGGGUUCCAAUAUCCACCAUUGCAGACUUUAAAAGGGUUAAAAGAAUGAGUACAGACAUUCCAUUUAUCCUUGAUGCACUGCAAAGUUCAAGCUCUGUAGAAGUGCAGGGUAACAAGAUCCGUAGACGUAAUGAGUGGCCCAGAUGGAUUCCUCGUUCUGCAGAGGAUACUUCAUUGUCAAAAACUGAGACCAAGGACAAACUUGGAGGGAAUGUUGCUGAUUCUUUCAGGACCAAUAAUCCCAUUUUAGACAACACAAGGGAGACUGAAAAUUUGCAGGAGCACAUAUCGUGCAACCAGAAAACUUCAGAAAUAUCACCUUGUGCAGAAGAUGACAGCGACUGUGUUCUAGUUGUUGAUAAAAGUCAAGUCACUGGUGAUGAAAACAAUAUCUCAAGUGGGAAACUGAUUUGUGAAUCAGCUGUCCAAUUUUUGGAUCUUGGCACCAAUUAUAUUGCGUCCCCUGUUGACCGCUCACAAGAAAGUGAGCCAUCAAAAUCCAGUGACAAUGGAACCGAAAGGCUGGAAGUGUUACCAGAUAUGAUCCAAGCGAAUGUUGGUAACCUGUCAACUGAUUUUGCAAACACAUUUAUGCUUGACGAAGAAUUAGAGCUUGAGCAAAGAACAUCAAGGAAAGAUGAUCUUUCCACAGUUAGAAGGAUGGAUGAUGAAGAUGAUGAGAUGGCUGUCAAUGAUCAAGAUGUUCAGAGGCUUGUAAUUGUCACCCAGAAUAGUGAGAUAAGUGAAGGAAAUAGAGCUGGUGGCGUGGAUGCAAAAUCAAUUUCCAGGGAGCUUGCUUCUGCAAUCAAUGAUGGUCUUUACUUCUAUGAACAGGAGCUGAAAACUAAACGGUCCAACCGAAGAAGGAAUAACUCUAAUCUUGAGAAUGGAGAUGGAAACUCAAGGUCUUCUACCAGUGUUUCAGGAAUAUCAAAUUCUAAAGGAGGUGAAAAUUCUGGAGGGGUAAAUGUUCCUGAAGAGUCUGGAACUUCUAACAUCAGAAGGAAGCAAAAUAAAGGCUUCUCCAAACAACAGUUCUCUCAUAAGCAGCGAUUUUUCUCCAGCAACUUCAGGAAUCAGGGAAGCAAUCGGAACUCUCAUGGACCUGUGUCAGAAAGUCCACCUAGUAAUUCAGUUGGAUUUUUCUUUAGUUCCACUCCCCCAGAAAAUCAUGGUCCUAGGCUUUCGAAGUUGAGUGUCUCACCACAUGGUUCUCUCUCUGGAAGUAGUCCACCCGUGGGCUCACUGCCAAAGUCAUUUCCACCAUUUCAGCAUCCAAGUCACCAACUGUUGGAAGAAAAUGGGUUUAAACAACAGAAGUACUUGAAGUUUCAUAAGCGGUGCCUUAGUGAGAGGAAGAAGCUGGGAAUUGGUUGCAGUGAGGAAAUGAACACUCUCUACAGGUUCUGGUCAUAUUUCCUUAGAGAUAUAUUUGUCCCUUCUAUGUAUAAUGAGUUUCGGAAAUUUGCACUCGAGGAUGCUUCUGCUAAUUACAACUAUGGGAUAGAAUGCCUUUUCAGGUUUUACAGUUAUGGUUUGGAGAAGGAAUAUCAAGAAGAUCUUUAUAAGGAUUUUGAGCAGCUCACUCUUGACUUCUACAAUAAAGGCAAUCUUUAUGGCCUUGAAAAGUAUUGGGCAUUUCACCAUUAUCGGUCACUGCGGGACCAGAAAGAACCCGUAAAGAAACAUCUGGAAUUGGAAAGGUUGCUUAGGGAAGAAUACCGUAGCUUGGAUGAUUUCCGUGCAAAGGAGCGUAGUACGACAGCAAGCAGCCGUUGACAAGUUUUCCCCGGCAGGAUCAAAACAAUAGCUCAAUUUUGGACGUCGUUAUGAACACAAUCAUCCAGCUUCUGUUUGGCUUCAGUUCCAAGAGAAAAUUGUGGAUUUGUACAUUGCUAAAUGGGAGGGAAGAGGAUUACUAUUUACACCGUUGCGAAGGGCUGCUGGGAUUCUGUUUUGGUUUCUUAUUUCGAAGCCAUUUUCCUCGGAAAAGUCUGUUUUUGUUUUGUUCCUUUUUUUUUUUUUCUUUUUCUUGCCGGAGUUUUUUGCAUGCUUCGAGAGGUCCCUGUGGUAUGCUUUUUUUUUUUAUAUCAUCUUCUCGCUGCCUCCCAGAAUUGUAACUUGUACAUAAAACUCUGAUAAACAUUUAACAAAGUGAAAGGGAAAAAGGUCAGAUUGUAGAGACCUUGUGAUUAUCAAACUAGAAGAGAUUAUUUUAACUUAA